GAAAAUUGAUAACCCCGCACUGAAUGAAUCCAAUAUUCAUAGAGAACAAUAUUUUAGAUCCGCCAACGACAGUCACACAUCGAAAAAGUGUUGGUAAAUGAAGCAUGGCAGAGAUUUAAAUGCCAUUACCUUUUAUCUGCGAGCGAAAGAAAUUUAAAUGUAAACAAACAAAUAAAAACCUAGGUUGACUUAUCCGGGUUUAACGUAUAAGUGUGUGGAAUUUACAUGUGCAUGAUUUUUAUAGGUGGUUGUAGCGAAACGACUGGGGAUCAUAUAGAAACAUCAACAUGUGCUUGGAAUUCCUCAAAAUGUCACACACACAAUCUGCCAGAAAUGCAAGACGGAGAAAAUAUGAAGAAAAAGCGAAAGGGGGCUUUUUCCAUAACCUUUUAGACUCCCUGAGAUUCCGUGGGAAGAAGAUGGGCGCGGUUUUGGGCUUGGUGGAUACCAAACUGACUCCAUUCCAAAAGAAGAAACUUCUCCAUGAAUUCGAUGUGUUCUUUGACUUAAACAAAGAUGGUAAACUUGAAUGGAAAGACUUUGAUUUGGCGAGGCAGAAAAUUUGCGAGAUGAGCGGUUGGAAACUAGGGACAGAGAAGUAUGUGAAAACACAUGAACUGUUUGUAACAAUAUGGAGGAAACUACAGGACGAAGGAGAUGAAAAUAAUGAUGGACUCAUCACAACUGAGGAGUGGCUGAGGAUGUGGGAGAAGUUCAAUGAGCACUGUAUGAAAGAAGCGAAUAAAGACGAUGAGGUUCCGAGUGAACGGAAGCUUCCCGAAUGGCUAGAGAACUACAUCCGGUACAAGUUUGAUCUCUUCGACAGGACUGGAGAUGGGUACUUGGAUUGUGACGAGUUUGAGUAUGUCCUCGGAGAUUUUGGCGUCCCGGCUAAAGAUGCACGCUCAGCUUUUCUCAUGAUAUCACAGGUUAAGUACGAAAUACAUAACAGAUGUCACUUCAUGUCAAAAUACAUAACAGAUGUCGCUUCAUGUCAAAAUACACAACAGAUGUCGCUUCAUGUCAAAAUACAUAACAGAUGUUGCUUCAUGUCGAAAUACACAACAGAUGUCGCUUCAUGUCAAAAUACACAACAGAUGUCGCUUCAUGUCAAAAUACACAACAGAUGUCGCUUCAUGUCGAAAUACACAACAGAUGUCGCUUCAUGUCAAAAUACACAACAGAUGUCGCUUCAUGUCAAAAUACACAACAGAUGUCACUUCAUGUCAAAAUACAUAACAGAUGUCGCUUCAUGUCAAAAUACACACCAGAUGUCGCUUCAUGUCAAAAUACACACCAGAUGUCGUCUCAUCUCGCAAUAUAUCUAUAUUUCCAAUGAUUCUGCCUUUGAUAUAUUUACCAUUAUUAUAAGGACAGACAUUUCCUCAUAA
This is a messenger RNA of Ostrea edulis (European flat oyster), 1391 nucleotides long. RefSeq lists its product as uncharacterized. The record is from RefSeq and is a predicted model, not a curated record. Gene Ontology annotation, molecular function: calcium ion binding. Lineage: Eukaryota; Metazoa; Mollusca; Bivalvia; Ostreida; Ostreidae. Bases 288 to 1391 code for a protein of 367 amino acids. The transcript has 6 exons.